UCCCUCCACUUCCAGGGCCAGGCUCCUUCUCACAGCAGCCAGACAGCCUGCCCUCCACCCAGGGGAAGCGGCUGCCUCCCACCAGGCAGCUUCCAGGAAGCCCCAGGCCAGGCCCCAGCAUUGUUCAGGCCCCACAGCCGGCACCCCAACCAGCCAGACACCAUGAAGUCCAGCAGCCCCGUGGAGAGGCUGCUCAGAGCCCUGGGGCGGAGGGACAGCAGCCGGGCCACCAGCAGGCCCAGGAAAGCCGAGCCACACAGCUUCCGGGAGAAGGUCUUCCGGAAGAAAGCUCCAGUGUGCGCGGUGUGUAAGGUGACCAUCGAUGGGACAGGCGUCUCAUGCAGAGUUUGCAAGGUGGCUACGCACAGAAAAUGUGAAGCAAAGGUGACUUCGUCCUGUCAGGCCUUGCCCCCCGCGGAGCUGCGGCGAAACACGGCCCCAGUAAGGCGCAUAGAGCACCUGGGAUCCACCAAGUCCCUGAACCACUCAAAGCAGCGCAGCACUCUGCCCAGGAGCUUCAGCCUGGACCCGCUCAUGGAGCGGCGCUGGGACUUGGACCUCACCUAUGUGACGGAGCGCAUCUUGGCCGCAGCCUUCCCAGCUCGGCCCGACGAGCAGCGACACCGGGGCCACCUGCGAGAGCUGGCCCACGUGCUUCAAUCCAAGCACCGUGACAAGUACCUGCUCUUCAACCUUUCAGAGAAAAGACAUGACCUGACCCGCCUCAACCCCAAGGUCCAGGACUUUGGCUGGCCUGAGCUGCAUGCCCCACCUCUGGACAAACUGUGCUCCAUCUGCAAAGCCAUGGAGACGUGGCUCAGCGCUGACGCGCAGCAUGUGGUCGUACUGUACUGCAAGGGGAGCAAGGGCAAGCUUGGGGUCAUCGUCUCCGCCUAUAUGCACUACAGCAAGAUCUCUGCAGGGGCAGACCAGGCACUGGCUACUCUCACCAUGCGAAAAUUCUGUGAGGACAAGGUGGCCACAGAACUGCAGCCCUCUCAGAGCCGGUACAUCAGCUAUUUCAGCGGGCUGCUGUCUGGCUCCAUCCGGAUGAACAGCAGCCCUCUUUUCCUACACUACGUGCUGGUACCCAUGCUGCCAGCCUUUGAACCCAGCACAGGGUUCCAGCCCUUCCUCAAAAUAUACCAGUCCAUGCAGCUCGUCUACACAUCUGGAGUCUAUCACAUCUCAGGCCCUGGUCCCCAGCAGAUUUGCAUCAACCUGGAACCAGCCCUCCUCCUCAAAGGCGAUGUUAUGGUAACCUGUUACCACAAGGGUAGCCGGGGGACAGACCGGACUCUCGUGUUCCGAGUUCAGUUCCACACAUGCACCAUCCAUGGACCACGGCUCACCUUCCCCAAGGACCAGCUGGACGAGGCCUGGGCGGAUGAGAGAUUCCCCUUCCAGGCCUCUGUGGAGUUUGUCUUCUCCUCCAGCCCCGAGAAGAUCAAAGGAAACACCCCACGGAAUGACCCUUCGGUCUCUGUGGACUACAACACCGCGGAGCCUGCUGUACGCUGGGACUCCUACGAGAACUUCAACCAACACCACGAGGACAGCGUGGACAGCUCCUUGACCCACACGCGGGGACCCCUGGAUGGCAGCCCUUAUGCCCAGGUGCAGCGCGCCCCCCGUCAGACUCCACCAGCUCCCUCGCCAGAGCCACCGCCGCCCCCCAUGCUCUCUGUCAGCAGCGACUCUGGUCACUCAUCCACACUGACCACAGAGCCCACUGCUGAGUCCCCUGGCCGGCCACCCCCGACGGCUGCGGAGCGGCUGGAGCUGGAUCGCCUCCUGGGAGGCUGUGGAGUGGCCAGUGGGAGCCGGGGAGCGGGGCGAGAGACAGCCAUCCUAGACGACGAAGAGCAGCCCUGUGUGGGUGGAGGCCCCCACCUCGGAAUGUACCCAGCCCAUAGGCCUGCUCUCAGCCGACACUGCUCCUGCCGCCAGGCCUACCGGGAACCCUGCGGGGUCCCCAAUGGAGGCUACUACCGGCCAGAAGGAACCCUGGAGAGGCGGCGGCUGCCCUACGGGAGCUGUGAAGGUCCCCCCCAGGGCUACUCUGAGUCCUCUGUGGAGAAGAGGCGCCUCUGCAGAUCGCUGUCUGAGGGGCCGUACCCCUACCCACCUGAGCUGGCAAAGCCGGCCAAUGGGGACUUCAGCUGCCGUGCCCCAGGCUACCGGGAGGUGGUGAUCCUGGAGGACCCUGGGGUGUCUGCCUUAUGCUCUUGCCCAGCCUGUGAGGAGAAGCUGGCACUACCCACAGCAGCCCUUUAUGGACUGCGGCUGGAGAGGGAGGCUGGAGAGGGCUGGGCCGGUGAGGCUGGUAAGCCUCUCCUGCACCCAGUGCGGCCUGGGCACACACUGCCUCUCCUCGUGCCAGCCUAUGGGCAUCACCAUGCCCCAAUGCCUGACUACAGCUGCCUGAAGCCACCCAAGGCAGCCGAAGAAGCUCAUGAAGGCUGCUCCUAUGCCUUGUGCCCUGAAGGCAGGUAUGGGCAUCCAGGGUACCCUGCCCUGAUGACGUAUGGCUAUGGAGGAGCAGUUCCCAGUUACUGCCCAGCAUAUGGCCGAGUACCUCACAGAUGUGGAUCUCCAGGUGAGGGCAGAGGGCAUCCUAGCCCUGGUGCCCACUCACCACGGGCUGGCUCCAUUUCCCCGGGCAGCCCACCCUACCCACAACCCAGGAAGCUGAGCUACGAGGUCCCCGUGGAGGAGAGAGGGGACAAAUACCCACUAGCUUCAGCAGGACCUCUGGCAUCUACAGAGUCGCCUGAGCCACUGUCCUGGAGGGAGGGCCCCAGUGGGCACAGCACACUGCCUCGGUCCCCCCGAGAUGCACAGUGCAGCGCCCCUUCAGAGCUGUCCGGUCCUUCCACGCCCCUGCACACCAGCAGCCCAGUCCAGGGCAAGGAGAGCACCCGGCAACAGGACAGCAGGCCCCCCACCUUGGCACCCACUCAGAGACUGAGUCCCAGCGAGGCCUUGCCCCCUGUUUCCCAGGGAGGCCCUGAGAAGGCUCCUGAGCAGCCAGCAAGAAGCGGGCCAGAGCCUCGGGGCCCAAGCCCCUUCUCCUUAACCUCUUCUCCCAGCUCACCCAACAACUGGCCCCAGGAAAGGAGCCCAGGCGGCCACUCAGAUAGUGCCAGUCCUCGGGGUCCUGUGCCCACCACGCUGCCUGGCCUUCGCCAUGCCCCCUGGCAGGGACCUCGAGGCCCCCCAGACAGCCCAGAUGGGUCCCCCCUCACCCCUGUGCCUACACAGAUGCCCUGGCUCGUGGCCAGCCCAGAGCCACCUCAGAGCUCACCCACACCUGCCUUUCCCCUGGCCACGUCCUAUGAGACCAACGGCCCCACUCAGCCUCCACUUCCUGAAAAACGCCACCUCCCUGGGCAUGGGCAACAGCCAGGAUCCUGGGGCCUAGAGCAGGCAUCACCACCAGCUAGAGGCACCAGUCACCAUGUCACCUUUGCACCUCUGCUUCCAGAUAACGCUACCCAACCCCCAGAGCCCCCUGCUCAAGAGAGCCAAAGCAAUGUCAAGUUCGUCCAGGAUACGUCCAAAUUUUGGUACAAGCCACACCUGUCCCGUGACCAAGCCAUUGCCCUGCUGAAGGACAAGGACCCGGGAGCCUUCCUGAUCAGGGACAGUCAUUCAUUUCAAGGAGCUUAUGGGCUGGCCCUCAAGGUGGCUACACCUCCACCCAGCGCCCAGCCCUGGAAAGGGGACCCCUCGGAACAGCUGGUCCGCCAUUUCCUCAUUGAGACUGGGCCCAAAGGCGUGAAGAUCAAGGGCUGUCCCAGCGAGCCCUACUUUGGCAGCCUGUCCGCCUUGGUCUCUCAGCACUCCAUCUCCCCGAUCUCCCUGCCCUGCUGCCUGUGCAUUCCCAGUAAAGACCCUCUGGAAGAGGCCCCGGAGGCUUCAGUGCCCAGCAACAUGAGCACAGCGGCAGACCUCCUGCGUCAAGGCGCAGCCUGCAGUGUGCUAUACCUGACCUCAGUGGAGACAGAGUCACUGACAGGCCCCCAAGCCGUGGCCAAGGCCAGCUCUGCAGCUCUGAGCUGCAGCCCUCGCCCAACACCAGCUGUGGUCCACUUCAAGGUCUCAGCCCAGGGGAUCACAUUAACGGAUAACCAAAGGAAGCUCUUCUUCCGCCGCCAUUACCCAGUGAGCAGCAUCACCUUCUCUAGCACCGAUCCUCAGGACCACAGAUGGACCAACCCAGAUGGCACCACCUCCAAGAUCUUUGGUUUUGUGGCCAAGAAGCCAGGAAGCCCCUGGGAGAAUGUGUGCCACCUCUUUGCGGAGCUUGACCCAGACCAACCUGCAGGCGCCAUUGUCACCUUCAUCACCAAAGUUCUACUGGGCCAGCGAAAAUGAAGGAAGGCCACAAGCUCAGAGCCCACGUCAACACUGCACCCUUCCCAGCACCCCACAGCCCUCACUUCCCCUGGCCUGGACCAGGUGCCCCAGGAGCACCCUCCCCGAAGAGAGGGGAGUGGGCACCCUCCUGGACCACUGCUCUUCCCCACCCAGCCUGCUAAGCUAAGUGGACGAGCCCAUGAGAUGACCUGGCAUGUGAGCAGACGGCAGAGACGGGCAUGUGAAGGGCGCGGAGGCAUAAGCCCUGAAGGGGGUCACGACAGCCCCACCUGCAGAACAUCAGCCUGCAGGGGGACCAGGCCCUGCCAGCUCCACCCAGCUGCAGGUCCCAGCAUGGUGGUAUGGGGGCGGGGGGAGCAAGUCAUGCCCUGCUCUACCUCCCUUCUAAGCAGAGAUCAGAGUGGGAACACAAGGAUAGGGGAAAAAAAGAGAGUCUAUUUUUGUCUAAUAAAGAAUUUCUACAAACUUU
Molecule: messenger RNA, 4852 nt
Organism: Chinchilla lanigera (long-tailed chinchilla)
Lineage: Eukaryota; Metazoa; Chordata; Mammalia; Rodentia; Chinchillidae
Gene: Tns2
Product: tensin 2
Exons: 29
Coding region: 163-4380 (1405 amino acids)
Biological process (GO): peptidyl-tyrosine dephosphorylation
Molecular function (GO): protein binding; protein tyrosine phosphatase activity
Source: RefSeq, a predicted model, not a curated record